Messenger RNA from Trypanosoma rangeli, 492 nucleotides. RefSeq lists its product as uncharacterized. The coding region runs from base 1 to 492 and encodes 163 amino acids. Lineage: Eukaryota; Euglenozoa; Kinetoplastea; Trypanosomatida; Trypanosomatidae. The record is from RefSeq and is a predicted model, not a curated record. The transcript has a single exon.
AUGGCAAAAGUGAGUAUGUCUGGAAGGAAGGGUAACGAGGGUGCACCGAUGCUGUUUACACCACUUAAUGUGACUCGUACACCUCCGGUACCGCGUCGUAGUUUAUUAGAGCGCAUUCAUGAGGAAAGUGGUGAUUCCACUGCAUCUGAGAAGAGUCACUCCGCAUCAGCUUCGCAGCGGCAUGCUGACGCACAUGCCACUUCACUCCCUCUCUCUCCUGGUGGCGUACCAAAUGAUUUUGUUGAGGAGCCUAGUGGUGAAAACGUCUCUAGAGUAAGUUUUGCCAACGCUGCGACGGGUGCAGGCUCGUUGGAUUCUUUUGGGGGUGGCGGAGUGAGGAUGAUUGAAGAGUAUGGGCUUGCCUUGAAUGAUUCCUUUUCCGCAGGUGCGAGUGGAGGGACCCUUGACGCUCACAAGAAUACAUCUUCGUCUGCCAUGCUUCCAAGAACUAACGCACUGUAUCAUUUGCGAGACUGGAAUGAGGCCUAUUGA